Molecule: messenger RNA, 1275 nt
Organism: Lodderomyces parapsilosis
Lineage: Eukaryota; Fungi; Ascomycota; Pichiomycetes; Serinales; Debaryomycetaceae
Exons: 1
Coding region: 1-1275 (424 amino acids)
Source: RefSeq, a predicted model, not a curated record
AUGUCUUGUUUAAUUGAUUUACCUUUUGGGAUAUUAGAGGAGGUGUUUCGCCACAUCAACCAGUAUCAAGCAUUGUCACUUGCCCCUUUACAUUCCAAGCUUUACUUUAUUGCAAAGCCGAAAUUAUAUCGAAAUAUAUAUGUACGUGAAGUGUCAGCAUAUGAGGGAGAGCAAUACCAGAAAUUCAAAUAUCAUAGGAAUCUUAACAACUUAAAGGUAAACCUGUACACUGUAAUAUCAAGUGACAACUUCGAAAAGUACUUUUCUCAAAUGAGUGUAGAGGAAAAGAUUGAACACAUUCUUUUCAAGGACUUUGACAGGGAGCUUCUGAUACGUACAUUGGAUUAUUUCAAAUCCAUUAAGCUUUUUGAGAUCAUUCUGGCUUUCCACAAUGAUGUUCCUGCAGACGUCAUGACUACCACGCAAUCCGAAUUCAUGCAUCUUUCGCGGUUUUUUCACGACAAACAAACCUUUGCUGCUGAGAUCACGUCCACACCAUGUCGUAUACUAGAACUUGUAAUGUCACAGACCUCUAAGACAUCGCUCAGUAUUAUUAUUUUUCACGAGAGCGGCUGGAACUGCUUAGAUCAUUUUCAGUUUUUAACAUCUUUGACGAUCGUUGUCGAGGAGUAUUCAAAGCUCCUGCACCGUCUCAAUUUCAAAUUGCACAAGCUCUACAUACAUCAUAUCCAACCCGAAGAAUUCCAUUACAGUGUAAGCGAAUUGUUUGAUACUUCUGAACUCCGGGAAUUGUCCAUUGUAGGGCUUAUUCGUUUGUUUAGAGUAUUCACCACUCACGAGUUGGAAAAAGAGUAUCCAAAGCUUGUACAACUUUGUAUUGGGCAACAUAAUGAACGUGAAUCAAUACUAGAACUCGAGGAUUACACUCACAAAGGGUUGAGCAUGCUUGUGGUCGCAAACAAAUUUAGCGACCACAUGUUGGCUCAAAUGAUUUGCAGGUUAAUUGUAAACUUUCCCAAAUCUACAAUUAAUUGGUGGUAUGCACCAAGGGAUAUUGUGUUAGCAUAUUGGUAUAGAGACAAUCCUAACAAGUAUGAUAUCCCGUUCACUCAUGACAUUAUUUGGCUAAGUCCUCGACUUCCGUUUGGAGUCGUGGGCUAUCAUUUCCCUCGUACAACUGGCCAACAACUAAGACUAAAGAGGUAUAAAGUGGAGGGCAAAAACCGAGUGCAGUUCUUCACUACUUUGAAGCAAAUUUACUCUGAGGCUGAACUAAAUGCCAUCUAUGAACGCGUCUCGGAUGAACUAACAUAG